Rubroshorea leprosula is the source of this 1285-nucleotide messenger RNA. The record is from the annotation of a GenBank genome assembly. NCBI's taxonomy places the organism in Eukaryota, Viridiplantae, Streptophyta, Magnoliopsida, Malvales, Dipterocarpaceae.
AUUCUUCCCUUUGAAGCACUUUAACACAUUUUUCUUCUUGCAAUCUAGUGGAUCAAGCAGUGGAUGUCUGGAAAUCCUGCAGGUUCAGCAAGGAGGAGAUCUUCCUCCUCAAGAUCACAAGAGCAACACAAUUUUAAUCACCCACAGCUGUUUACUGAUAGUAGCGUGGCUUCGGAUAUACAACAAAUGAUUGACCCAUUAAUGAAUUAUAAUUUUGCACCUGAUCAUGAAAACGAGGGCCCUUCAUCCUCGACAGGGAAAAAAGGGCGGAGCAGGAAUUUCAAAGGAAUACGCCCUCCAGAAAAUAGAGAGAGCAGAAAAUGGGUUAAACUCACUGAUGAUAAGCUCCAGUUUGCUGAUCCAAACAUCCCUCGGGUUAUCACUUCACUAUGGAAGUCACGUUUUGAUGGCCCGUAUUUCACAUACGAGCGUGUUCCCCAGAGUAAGAUUGCUGAAAUUUAUAAUUGUUUCAAGACACUUUACCAGUGGGAUCCUGCAGAUAAUCGCAAUGUGCGAGAUGCAUUCCUAAAUUCUCAUAUAUGGCCUCAACUGCUAACAUAUUGGGACUCUGAUGAAUAUAAGAGGCUCAGUGCAAGGGGAGCAAAGAAUAGGAGCUAUGGGGAAAGGGUGACUCACACCACUGGGUCCGUUAGCUUUGGCAUCCAUGAGAUGCGGAUGGAUACUUAUGUUGCGGAGUGCAUAGAUAGUCAUGGCUCUGAUGCUAGUUCGUGGCCACGCAUGGAUAACGAGGCAUGGGUUAAGGCUGUUGGAGGUUGCUCAUUUAAUUUCAUGCCAGGGAUUGGCUCCCAAGUAAAUCCAGAGAUGACAAUCGCACAGUCUGUUGCAGCAGCUUUAGCCGCUCAUGGCAUCUCCCCUCAGGCAGGUCAUCAUCCAGUUGCCCCACCACAGCCGUCACAGGGUCCUGGCUCAGGUCUUCGCAUGAAUUCAGCUUUCACCUACUCCACUGAUUCUACACAAACCUCUCCUAUGGUCCCUGAAUAUCAACAGCAGCGGCAGUUUCCGCCUCAAGAUGAUGAGGCAUACCAUCCUACUUUUGAUCCAGACUAUCAGGGUCCUUAGUUUUUUUAUUUUUCUGCUACGCACAUUAUCUGCAUACUUUGCAUGGUUGACUUUAUUUCUAUUAGUACUUUAAACUGUUAGCAUUAGCUUUUAUUACGAUAUAUUUUCUUAUUUUGCUUGACCUCUAGUGAUCAUACUUCAAAAGGUAUGAAGUUUUGGACUGCUUUGGAGGUUAAUUAUUAUUAACUAAAUAUCGUGGGUAUUU